UGGAGUCGUUAGAGACGGCAAAUAUUGUUACUGGUGGUUGAUUUACUCACUUAAACAAUAAUUAUCUGUUUAAUUUGUGGAUUUUAGUAAUAUUUUCUACAAAUUAAACAAGCAGUCUUAUUUCGACAAAAAAUGUCUCGAAAAUCGAGGUCUAGAGAUGACACUUGGACAACCGAAGAGCUUGAUAAGGCAUUGAAGAGUACUACUAGCAGUACGGAAGACAACAAACGUCACAGGGACAGAAAUAUGAAUGACAAGAAGAGACGAAGUGAACGAGAGCAUAAACCCAGGAAGGAAGAACCGAUAAGUGAUGAUGACAGAAAGCCUCCUAAAGAUGAGCAAGAACGCGAAAGACAAAGAGAAGAACGGAGAAAUAAAAGAGAGCGCAAAGACAAACCUAAAAAUAGAGAUGAUAAAAGUUUAGAAAAGGAUGAAAAAAAGGAUAGAACUAGAGAAAGACAUUCAGAUAAUAAUGAAGAAAACCGGAGAAGUAAUCAUAGGUCUAGUAGGGGAAAGGAUGACGAUGAUGAUGAUAAGAGAAGAAGCACGCAUAGGUCUAAUAGGGAAAAUGAUGUUGAGAGAAAACAGAGUCACAGGUCUGGUAGAGAACAUGUUGAAGAAAAAAGGCAGGAGCGCCAUAGAUCAAACAGAGAAAAUCAGAAUGAUAAAAGGAGAAGUCAUAAAUCUAGUCGGGACAAUGACGAUAAGAGAAUGGACCAAUAUAAAUCCAGCAGAGAAAACGGUGAUGAAAAAAGGAAGAGUCAUCAGAGGUCUAGUCGAGAUGAUGAUGGUAGAAGGAGGAUUGGCCAUAGAUCAAGCCGACAAACUGAUGGUAAUAGGAAAGGAAAUCAUAAAUCAAGUAGAGAUAAUGAUGAAAUUAAAGACCACCAUAAAUCAACUAAAGAAAAUGAAAAAAAGGACAUUGAGAAAAGGCAUAGACAAGAGGAAAGUAAGGGGGAAUCGAAGAGAAGUUCAAAUUAUGAAUCAGAAGAUGAAGAUGAUGACUAUAACUAUGAAAACGAUGACUUUGAGAAUUAUGAAGAAGACUUUGAAGUAGACGAUGAAAGUGAUGAUUCUGAGCCCGAGAGGAGUCUAAAAGAUAAAGAAAUGAAUGAUAUUUUAAGAGCUUUGAAUGAGGAAAACAAAAGUUUAGUGUCAGGUUCUGCAGGAAGUAGAUCAGAAGAUAUAGAACAGAGGGGAAAUAUGUCUGAUGUAGGCCUAUCUAAAUUACAAGAGAAGCGACCAAGAACAUUUAUAAAUUUUGUGUCUGCUAAGCAGAGAGCGGUAGAUCAGAAGGUAUCCAGUAAAACAAGGAAACGUUACAAGGAUUUAGUAAGUUUAAUAGAAUUCGAUAAAACUGAGUUUGUUAUGUUUGACUUACCUCCUGUAAAGGAAUAUGACCUUUAUAUCAGAAGCUUUGGGCGUUCAGAUUCUAAACAGGCUUAUAUUCAAACGAAUGAGGAUGAUAUAGACCGAGAGGUACAGACUGAAGAAAUAGAGUAUCGUGAUAAAUGGACCCAACACCCUGCAGAAGAUUUCUUAGGUUGUGGAGGUGAUGAUAUAGAGCAGAAAACAAAUGCCAAAUCUGAAUAUAUUUCCAAACAUCAGACAGAAAAGAUAGCACAAUUUGUUUCAAAAGCAGCACAAGUCAUUGGCAUAUUAUUAGAUGAAGAGAGCGGAUUAUCAAGUAAUGAUGGUACCAAAAGUCGCAUCGAUUCAAAUUUGUCAAUAAGUUCUGAUUACAUGCAGCUUGGAACACCAAUAUUUUUACAAGGACGUUAUGUCGAAUUUGCUUCUUUCAGUUCGAGUCAGCCUAAUAUACUACUAACGUUGUAUAGUUGCUCUCAAAAGAAUGCAACUAACAACUAUGACACCAAAGGUAUUCUUUGCAUCUGGAAUGUUCUGGAACCAUCUAACCCACAAAAGAUUUUGGUCUGUGAAUCCCAACCAGCAUGUUGCUGUUUAAGUCCAAGGAAACCACUUCUGGCUUGUGCUGGUAUGGUUGAUGGUUCUAUAAUGAUGUGGGAUUUAAGAGAAGAUUCAUCUAUGCAUCAGAUGAUAACUAUUGAACAACAAGAUUACAUUUUCAGAUAUCCAACAUAUAAUACUGCUGGGAUAUCUGAGAGUGAGAAUCAUUGUAGUCGAGUUUCAUCACUCCUUCCAGUUUACCCUGAUCCAACAAGUUUGAAAUAUGAAGAGGAGAAUACCAGUAUCUCAUUGGGAUUAUCAUUCCAGUUGGCAUCAUGUGCUGAUAAUGGCUCCAUUAAUCUGUGGGUUGUGGCAGAGAUAGCAGCACCUGAUUCUGCUGGUUCUGAAUUAGAUCUUGGUUUACAACCCGGUGGAAGAAUUAAAUUGGUCAAAAGUUCAUCAUUCAAAGUACAGAUUUCUUCUCAAAUGGAUGUACAUCACACAAGUACCUAUGACUUUAAAUUUUCACCCAACGAUUUAAAUCAGUACUAUGUUGGAACUGACAUUGGUUUUAUUCUUCAUGGUGUGAGAUUAGGCACAUGUCCAUUUCCAAGAAGUCAUUCAACUACAAUAGACCGACCAGUUAGUAUAAAAUCUAUUGAUUUAUCUCCAUUUGGUCACCCUUACAUAUUAGCUGGAAGCUGUGAUGGCUGUAUAUAUCUGUACCAUACUGGUUUAGAAUACCCGCUCUUGACAUGGUGUGAUUUAGUAAAAGGAAAAUUAAAUAGUAUCAGUUUUGUUCGUUGGUCUAGAAGUCGGCCUGGUGUUUUCUUUGUUUUGGAUGACCAAUCAAUUCUUUAUACUUUUGACCUGUUGGAAGGUGAUUUCCAUCCAGUAAAAACUGAACAGAUAAGUUCUGGCUGUGUUGUUCAUAUGACAUUAAGUAAUGACUGUAAAAUUGUGUCCCCUGGAUCAGUGGAGAGAUCUCCCCAGUUAUUGCUGGCAUUGGAUAAUGGUAAAACUGAGCUACAUAAUAUUAGUAAAGACCUUGUACAACAACAAACAUUAGAACAUGAAUUUCUUAUGAAAUAUAAUGAACGGUUUUAAGGUUAUUGAACCAUCAGUUAAAAAUGUGAUUUGUGUAAAUAUCAGAUACCUAUUUAUUAUAAAUGAAUACUCUAUAUUUUGGGAUUCAUUUUAAAAUAGAUAUUAUCUCACAUGUUGUGUGUGUAUUUUCUGUUGAACAAAUUGUAUAAAUGUGUAAUGAAAGAUGUAAUUAAUUACACACAAUUAUAAUGCAGAUAAUGUCUAGAAUUCUAUUUUUCUACUUUUUGUAAAGGGAGUACCUAGAAGAAGACAUUAAAUUGAACAAGUUUAGAGAUAAUAUUGGGCUAUAAGCUGGCUUUAUAACUGAUUGGAGAUAAGCUUAGGCUAUAAGCCAGGGCCCUGGACCCCGUUUCACAAAAACUUAAAUCUCAUUAAAAUCGUCUUAAAGUAAAAUUCCAUCCUAAAUUAAGAUAGAUAUGUUACACAAAAUGAUUUUAAGCAUUUUAGAUACAAUACUGGUGCCAGUCAUUAUCACAUUUUAGAUACAAUACUGGUGCC
Patella vulgata (common limpet) is the source of this 3513-nucleotide messenger RNA. RefSeq names its product cytoplasmic dynein 2 intermediate chain 1. The record is from RefSeq and is a predicted model, not a curated record. Gene Ontology annotation, cellular component: cytoplasmic dynein complex. Bases 133 to 3015 code for a protein of 960 amino acids. The transcript has a single exon. Gene Ontology annotation, molecular function: dynein heavy chain binding; dynein light chain binding. Gene Ontology annotation, biological process: intraciliary transport. NCBI's taxonomy places the organism in Eukaryota, Metazoa, Mollusca, Gastropoda, Patellidae.